AUGACCAUACGUUGUCUCGCAUUCGCAGUGGCCUCCCCCCGCCUUCCCUCGACACAUCAUCACACACGACAGCAGAACGACGCAGAAUCCGUACGCGCGCUUCUGCACAUUCGUUUCUCUUCCUCUGUUUGUGUGUGUGUCCACAGUCACGGCGCUAUUGGUGGCGCUCGCUCGACUGGUAGCUCCUCCACGCCGCUCUCCGAGAUGCCACACGCCUGCUGGCAAAACUCAGUUUUUCCCCUCCUAUCUCGUCACAGAUUGCUGGGAUACCCCCUAUUUUUUGCACCCUCUCCCCUCCCCCACCCUAUCUCUUUCUCUUUAGCCGACAUGGGCACAUUUUCGCACUUUUUCAUCCGUGGUAGUGGCCUCUGUGUCAUCGCAACCGUCCCCGGGAUGUGUAGCUCAAUGUCAUGUCCGUGUUGGCGUCCAUGGCGGAUGCAGACCCGGCAGUGGGAGGGUAGGAGCUGUGUACUGUUGACAGUAGCAACCGUUGCUUGUCAUCUGAGCAACGGUAGGGCUGGAACGGCACACGUGCCGGGCAAUAGCGGCGCUUUCUCUCAUACAUCAUCGUCUGCACCGCGUUACAGAAGUCAAGAAUGCGGUGCCAUUGAUUCGCGGGCCUCUCCCCAGCCUCAUCGCGUUGUGCGUUGCUGUCUGAAGCGGACGACGCCAUCCCCAGCCAAGGAGGCCGUCUCUCCUGCUGUGAAGUCCUCAUCACGUGACGAGUCUUCCUUAGCGGCCCUACUAAUCAGCCUGGAGACUGUGGGGCCAUCGAACACACAGCGGCAGCAGUCAGCGCUGCCGACUUCUUCGAGGAAGCGUACUCCGCGCUUAACCCCGACUCUGUUCUCACCCGCUAAAUCACAAGCGCGUGCAGAACCGAAGCCUACUCCCGUACUGUCUCCAAGCAGUAGUUGCUUCCCUAACAACAGCACCGCAGCGAGUGAGUUGAAGAGAACCGGCAACCCUACGCAGAGACCCCCGCACAAGUGUGCUGAAAUGAACAGAUACUCCGAUAAACCGCUUCAAGAGGGCACUUUCUCUUCGAUGGGAGAACAACGGGAGCAAAGGGUGCAGCUCCGGCGGGCUCGAAGAAGGAUGUCACGGACGCCGCAGGCUUCACGAAUACGUUCACUACCGGGCGGUAGACUCGAAGACGCCACAGGUGUAUCCCCGUUAGCUGUGGACAGGGGGGCAGAGAAGCGCGUCGUAGAGAUGCUCCGGAGAAGUCAACAACAGACCAGCCCUGAUGCGGAAUUUGCUAUGCGGGAUCCAACGGUGCAUCAUAUUCCUCACUCGAAGCUUAUGCGGUGCGUACUCGAGCUUCCUCUGAGCAGCCGCUGCGACGGUGACGGCGCGGAGCAAAAAGAAGUCUUUGCCAUUGGGCAGUCGAGGAAGGCCAAAAUAGCGCGUGCGCUGUGCUUCAUGCAUGCAGAGCAGCUGCUGGAUCACUACAUGAGCAGCAGAGGGAGACCGUCGUCACCAACGGCAGGCGCCUCAGCAGUCCCUCCACCAUUGGAAGAGGCGGUGCUGCCCCCUCUACCCAAAACUCCGCAACCUCACGAAUAUCGCUCGUGGGAUGAGUACGUGGACGCGAGUGCUGCGUACGUGCAGGCCGUCGCUGCCCAUGUGAAGCAGGAAGGUUACAUGCGUGAGGAGGUGCUGCAAAGUGGCCACCCCGUCGUGGACCGCGCCACAGAGCUGCUGCGUCGUUACCCGAAGCGCUACUGUCGCCCCACAGCACUGCAAGACCUCAAUGAGAGCCUACGCGAUGCCUCAAGCUUGAUGACGACAGCGCAUCUUGCAGGGACGGUCUUCGUGGCGACUCUUGUACUCGAUUCUCGCACCGGUCUGACGGCGACAGGGGUGGCAAAGAAUAUGAAGACAGCGAAGCGGCAGUGCGCUGCCCAUGCGCUCUGCAUUCUGCAGUUGCUGAAGGAAGAUGUAGAGCGGCAGCAGGAGGCGGAUGGCACGGGACAUUCGCGACGUAGAGGCGCGCAAAAGGGCAGCAGCGGCAGCAGCACGAAGAAGGGUCUCUCUCACCAGCCGAGUGCACCGUUAGAGUCAAUUCUGCGACAGCUGCAGCCUGCCUAUCGGCGGAUUGUACAGUACCACCAUCUGCUGUUCGGCAAGGCCAGUCUGACGCCGCAAACAAGCUUCACGAAGGAAUCAAACACGACGAGCGGCAGCAACAGCACUAUCACGUAUCGUUGCCAUCUUACUCUCAACGGUCUUUGCUGUGACGCCACCGGAAUCAACCGCUUCGAGGCCGAGCGUGCGGCUAUGGAGGCCGCAAUGACAAACCUGAUGCUGUACGAUGAGCGACUUCAAGCGGUGCAGGCGUUUGUGAACGCGCAUCUGUCCAUCUCACCCGAGUCGAUUCCGUCCGCGGCGCUCCCCGCGGAGCUGGUGUUUCAGCUGCAGGCUCAAUUGCGGCAAGUGACACAGCAACCAGAAGACGUAGCAGCUGACGCAGCCACUGAUGUUGCAACAGGGAAGACCGGGAGCGACGAUGGUGCUGACAUUGCAGACGACCGCAGUGACCGUGCCCGCGGCAUGAGUGAACGGGCAUUGCUGGACCUCACUCAGCGCAGCUUUGCCAGAGACCCGUCGUAUGCGGCUCAGAUGCUGCAGAGCAUGCUCGCCCUUCGACGCAACCCUGUCUACCUUACUCAGUUCCAUCCCUGUCGCUCCACACUGGCUAUGGCAACAGUAAAGGCUCAGUUGCUCGACGCCGUUCAGCGCCACCGUGUCACUGUCGUGUGCGGUACGACAGGGUGCGGCAAAACGACGCAGGUGCCGCAGUACAUCUUGGAUUAUGAGAUCGAGCACGGCCGUGGGGGACUCUGUAACAUCCUUGUCACGCAGCCGCGUCGACUGAGCAGCUUUAGCAUUGCCGAACGCAUCGCACAGGAACGUCUUGGCACAGUGGGAGAGGAUGUCGGGUACGCGGUUCGGCUGGACGCACGCCCAGGGCGGCAUAUUACAAUUUGCACAACAGGCGUACUACUGCAGAUAUUCUCCACCCACCCCGAGCUGGAGCACAUCUCUCACCUGAUCAUCGACGAAGUACACGAGCGAGACAUCAACUGUGAUGUCGUUCUUGCGCUCGUGAAGCAGCUGCUGGCACGGAACCUUCGCCUUCGUGUGGUGCUCAUGAGUGCGACGAUGCAAGCCGACGUGUUUGCCCGCUACUUCGGCACGGACACACCUGUCGUGCAGGUAGAGGGGGCAGUGUACCCAGUGACAAUCCGCUACCUCGAGGAUAUUGCCGCCGAGGCAGCAACUGCACAAUUUUGCUCGCCCUCCUUGGAUGCCGUGUCGUCUGCGGAUUCAGACCAACAGGAUGAGGGAAAAAAAAGAGAGCAUACCACGCCGAUCCCGCUGGUGAAGUCAUCGACCACUGCAUCACGACGCGUCAACACACGCAAAUAUCUUAAAAUCGACUACAACCUCAUCGCCUACCUCGUACACCGGUCGGUGCAAGUCGACCUUCAGAAUAAUACAGAUGGAAAGUCCAUCCUGGUGUUUCUGCCAGGGUGGAAGGAGCUGACGUCUGCGAUGGCUGCGAUCAUGGAGUACAGCGGUCCGUACGCACUUCCCGAUGCUAAAGGCCGCUUUUACAUCAUUCUCCUUCACUCCACUGUCGAUAACGCGAAGCAGCGGGAGUGCUUCAUGCCGGCCCCGCCCGGUACAGUGAAGGUGGUGCUGGCGACGAAUAUCGCCGAAAGUGGCAUCACCAUCGAUGACGCCGCUGUGGUCAUCGAUACGGGCCUUAUCAAGACAACUUCCUGGGAAAGCCGCCCCACUCUCCCGUGCCACCAAGGCACCACAGACACGAUUGGCUCUUCGACGUCGCGGCGCCCGACCGUUGCGCACGUGCCGCUGGAGAAAGUCCCGGAGGAUGGCCGAGCAGGAGGCAGCAGGGGCAGCGGCGAUACUGCUGCCUCCACGCCCUUCUUCUCAACGCAGCUUACCCUGGGCUACGCGAGUCAAGCAAACUGCACGCAGCGCAAGGGCCGUGCAGGGCGAACGCAAGGAGGUAUGUGUUACCGCCUCUUUACAAAGGAGCUGUGGAACUCACUGCCGGCAUUUCCGGAGGCGGACAUUCACCGCGUACCGCUGAUGCAGGUGCUGCUGAAGCUGCUCUCGCUUGGACACGCGAAUCCAAAGGCAACACUGCAGACAUUUCUCGAGCCCCCUUCGAGUACCAACGUGGACGCAUCCAUGGAGGUUCUUCGCGGCAUCAGUGCUGUUGGAAAGACGGACGCUCUUACCCCUCUGGGGGAGUACCUGGCGUUGCUGCCCUGUGACCCGCGCAUUGGCAAGAUGAUUAUCGUCGGCGCUGUUCUGCGCUGUCUGGAUUCUGUUCUGACUGUGGCCGCAUGCACAGACGUCUGCCCGUAUGUCACGAGCCGAGACGUUGCGGCCGAAGCGCGUAAGAGGCGCUAUCUCCUGUCACGUAGCUCGCAGAGCGAUCACAUCAGCUUCCUGAAUGCGUACAACGCAUUCUGCGCCAACGGGGAAAAGGAAGACUUCGCGAGGCUCAACUUACUUCACCUAGGAAAUCUUCGUGUCAUCUCCAAGUACAAGGCGCAGUAUCGCGACAUCUUGCGUCACGCCGGGCUCAUUAGCGCGCAAGACGAGUUGGAGGAAGACGGUGAAAUGGUUGACAGCAUAGAUGCAGCCGGGGAUCCAGUACACGGGCACCUUGGCGGCGAUAGCGGCACGAUCAAGGAGACAGCAGUACACUCAGAAGGUGGCAAGUUGAAUCUCAGUUCCGGUGACUCACGCACACAGGAUGUGCGGGUGCCUGGAUGGGUACCCCUCUCCUACCCUGGAACACUCUGCGUCGAUACUAGCGCUCUCUCCCGCCACAGCUUCGAUGUUGCGUUGGUGAAGGCGUGUGUCUGUGCGGCGCUCUUCCCGAACGUGGCACUGCUGCGGCCACCUGCAAAUACACUCUCCUCCAUGCGGCGCCUCCAUGCCGCGCGCAAGGUGGAGCUACGGACGAAACAUUUUUUCAGCAUCAAGCCUACGAAGGAUAGUGUGUGUCGACGCGUUGACGGCCCCCGCGGUGGCGAUGCGCCUGGCCGAGAUGAACUGCUGAGGGAACUUCGGCGAGACUCACAGGCUGUUACCACAGAUUCUACGACGUCGAGCACGUCCCCAGUCCAGCCUGUCCCGGCGCUCUUCUACGUCUUCCAGGACGUCUUUGGGGUGAGAGAUCCGCGGCGGGACUUCCUUACCAGCCUGUCCGCUGUCAGUCUAUGGGCAUUGCUGCUUUUUGGUGCGUCGGAGUCCACAACGGAGUACAAUGCGGAGCUGUCCAUCUGUGUUGUGGACGGUUGGAUUGCAGUGCAUAUUGACCGCGCUACCUAUGCCCUUGUCACGCAGCUCCGUCAGUCCUUAUUCCAGUGCUUGCGCAGAAAGUACCACAACCCGCAAGACCCUCAAAACAAUUCUGCACUGAAGACAGUGACAGAAGUCUGCCGGAGACUCCUGAAGGCGCCGGUGCUGGAAAUGCCGGCGGCGAAGUCGCUGGACACAGCGGGGAGCACAACAUGCAAAACAGCGGCAGGGCGCCAGCAGUCCCCAUGGCAGCUGGUUGACAUGGGCACUAUUAUCGACCCUCUUGUGCACCUACGGCACGGGGACUCUGCUGAUGGCAGCGCGACCGCUGUGGCUGGAGAGAAUGCGCUUCUGAACCUGGACGGUGGUGGUGACGGCGACGAAGAUGAUGACAACGAAGGCCUUCCAAACUUCAAUUCUGUGGACGGGGACGAUGACGACAAUGAUGGGAAUGCCACGGAGGAUGGCGAUCAGCUAAAAUGA
Leishmania braziliensis MHOM/BR/75/M2904 is the source of this 5835-nucleotide messenger RNA. Its product is annotated as ATP-dependent RNA helicase-like protein. The transcript has a single exon. The record is from RefSeq and is a predicted model, not a curated record. Gene Ontology annotation, molecular function: ATP binding; RNA binding. Gene Ontology annotation, cellular component: intracellular anatomical structure. NCBI's taxonomy places the organism in Eukaryota, Euglenozoa, Kinetoplastea, Trypanosomatida, Trypanosomatidae. The coding region runs from base 1 to 5835 and encodes 1944 amino acids.